AUGUAUAAAUUUCCAACAGCAACUGGUGUAAUUGAUUGUACACAUAUAGGAAUCCUGAAACCAAAUCGCCAUGGAGAUGUGUAUAUCAACAGAAAAGGGAAACCUACUUUAAAUGUGCAAGCCACUUGUGAUGCUAGAGAGAUGUUCACAAGUAUUGAUGUCAGCUGGCUUGGAACAGUGCAUCAUUCCAGAAUAUGGAGAAAUUCACAGACUAGAUCACAUCUAAUAAAUAAAGCAAAUGUUGUACUACUUGGCGAAGACGGUAAUGGCAUUGAGCCAUUCCCUUCAGAAAUCCUACUCCAGGUGCAGAAAUAA
Messenger RNA from Acanthoscelides obtectus, 315 nucleotides. Lineage: Eukaryota; Metazoa; Arthropoda; Insecta; Coleoptera; Chrysomelidae. The record is from the annotation of a GenBank genome assembly.